AUAAAAUACUUACAUGUCCGGCCAGCACACAGUAACUCUGAUCCUAAAAGAGAGCGAAACAAGGGCAGCCGCAGCCGGAAAGCGAACGCGAUUGGGGAAGAAGAAGAGAAGAAUCGAGAGAAGUGGUCGCCGGCCAUGCCUACCGGCUUUGUGUUCUACACCGGAUCGGGAUCCAUUACGUUUGAUUCUGAGUACGGAUUGUCCUGGAACCCCAGCCCUCCUAAACCAGCAAGGCGUUGCGGUCUCGUAGCUUCUGAAGAAAAUGUCAUGAAUUAUCUUACUGAAUAUGGAGUUGAUAACAUCAAAAGUGUUAAGCUGGUCGAGCCUAAAUUCCCCAAGAACUCUGCUGCAACGAGAUGCAAUAAUUUGCUAAGGAAAUUUGCAGAGCGUAUGUCUGAGUCUGAAAAUGCUGAAUACUACCGCAAGGCUCUGCUCAAGUAUUGUGGAGUUGAUAUUGACUACUAGUUGGUUUAUAAUUAGGAUUCAGAAUGAUGUAUUUAUGUAUGGUUGUGUCCCUGUUGCUACUAUUUGGCUUGUGAAUGAGUUUGGUGCAAUAUUAUCAUCCACUACCUACCUACCUCUGCCUAUGUUAAUGAUGAUGGUAAGUAUGUUCUACACCAAUCGAAAUCUCUCCCCUGUUUUUCACCUUCAUGUUCUUGCUCCUUCUGAAUUGAAGGAGUUCUGUUGGCUCC
This is a messenger RNA of Linum tenue, 692 nucleotides long. The record is from the annotation of a GenBank genome assembly. Lineage: Eukaryota; Viridiplantae; Streptophyta; Magnoliopsida; Malpighiales; Linaceae.